AGCGCGUAUCCCUGGAAGAUCUCUAACAAAUUCAGAAAAAGCCACUUCUGAAAAACGAAUCUUUCGAAAAUGGUCAAGGAUAGCUUCUCAGAGGAUGGUUUCAUCAUCGCUUUCACGUUCUCAAUGCUCAUUAAUCUGUUCGGUAACAUUCUAGUCUGCCUAGGGGUUGUGGUAUUUCGAGACAUGCACAUUCCAAUGAAUUACCUCCUGGUAAAUCUUGCAGUCAGUGAUAUGAUGGUUGCAGUCUUUAUGUCUCCGAGGUUUGUCUUCAGUCGGACGCUGAACCACCCCAAAGGGACUCUCGGCGACUACUUGUGUAAGAUCCUUACGGGAGAUUCCCUCACCUGGACAGGUGCACUGGCUUCAGACUUCACUCUCGUUUGCAUCGCAGUUGAACGAUAUCUCGCCAUCAACUUCCCCUAUAACGAGACCAAAAGGCUGACCACUAAGAAACUGAGAUACGUCAUACCACUUUGCUGGAUCUUUGCCAUCGGGAUUAACCUACCGGCCUUUAUGUAUCUCAAAUACGACGAGAACUCUGAAAGCUGCGUCCCAUUUUGGCCAACGCCAAACUUUAUAAAAUACCACAGCGUCAUAAACGGCCAAAUUUUCUUUGUCUACCCUGCACUGAUCAUGGGGGUGCUCUACGCUCUCCUGAUUUAUCAACUGUGGUUUAAAAACACAGCCGCAACCACAUCUGUGUCUCAACAAGCAAUACUCAAGAAUCGACGUUACUCCACCAAGAUGGUGAUCACAGUGAGUUUGAUAUAUUGUAUUUGUUGGUUCCCAAACUGUUUUGCUUACAUCUACGUGGCCUUCUCGGCGAAGCAGUUGUUCGGGGAGAUACACGUGGCAUCGGUGCUGAUGGUUUCUCUUAACUCUGCCGUCAAUCCGGUGAUUUACAGCUUGCAGAGUCAUCGAUUCCGCCGCCAUAUGGCAGCACUUUUGAAACGAUGCCGUCGCAACAAAGUUGAUGUUCAUUACAAAAGCACUGAAACAAACACUGUUGAAACCUCUGCAACGUAGAAAUUCGUAGACAUUUCAACUCUCCCGGGAGAAAGAGAAAAAAGUCCGAGAGAGGGAAGGAGGGAAAAUGUUCUUUUGACUCGGCUUCAGUCGAUUUGGAAGACUGAUAGCUACGCCUUCCCGGUCACAAACUGUGAGUAGGGUUUCGUUAGCGCAGCGACAGGAGCGGCAAAGCAUGCGGGCUUCGAGUUCGUGUGGGGUCUGCAAGAAGAGAUAUGCCAGGGUUUAGGUUUUCAUUGUUCGCGCCAUUGUUCUUUCCCUUACACAUCUAGGCUGACCUUCCCAUAGUUAGUGCUUCUUUGACUCGUCCCCUUCUCCCUCGUACUUUUUGCGUUCGAACAGAGUGCAAACUGGGGCGUGUCAGGGUCCGCUUAGUGGAAUACAGCACCAGUUACUACCAAAUCAGGUA
Molecule: messenger RNA, 1435 nt
Organism: Stylophora pistillata
Lineage: Eukaryota; Metazoa; Cnidaria; Anthozoa; Scleractinia; Pocilloporidae
Product: neuromedin-U receptor 2-like
Biological process (GO): G protein-coupled receptor signaling pathway
Cellular component (GO): membrane
Molecular function (GO): G protein-coupled receptor activity
Source: RefSeq, a predicted model, not a curated record